This is a messenger RNA of Symbiodinium pilosum, 1461 nucleotides long. The record is from the annotation of a GenBank genome assembly. Lineage: Eukaryota; Dinophyceae; Suessiales; Symbiodiniaceae.
AUGGGCAUCGUUGGUGAAGUGGCAGGCCUUGCAGCGAAGGCGAAAGGCCACUUCGAGCCGAAUGGUGCCCGCCAGCUGCGCUGCAUUUUCUAUGGCUGGGUGAUUGUGGGCGUGUGCAUUUUCUGCAAGAUAUUCAAGGUGCAGGGCCAAAACAAUGUCAUGUCGUACACGGUGCCCCACUUGUUGCAGGAUUUUCAGUUGUCGCAUGCCGAGCUGGGUGGUCUUUUCUCCGUGGCUACAAUCCUGGCUGGCUUUGUUCAGCCACUGCUGGGCCGUGCAAUUGACAAGUAUGGAGCCAGAGUGUGCAUACCCAUGAUGCAGGUAGCCCUUUGUGGUGCCUUGUUACUUUUCGCUGCCUGGACACGCCCAACGAGAAGGUGGGUGCUGUACAGCGAGGUGGUGUUCGUCUUCUUUUUCUUGCGGACACUUUCUCUUGGGGCAGCAGAAACAUUUCCAAACACUUGCGUGCAGCAGUGGUUUCAGCGACGGCGUGGGCGCGCAGUAGGUGUUGUGUUUACAUUUCAAUGGCUUGGGAAUGCGUUUGCUGGACCAAUCGUCUCCAGCACCGUUGCAAGCUAUGGUUGGCAAAGAGCUGCGCUGGCGGGUUCAAUCGCAAAUAUGCUUUUGGCGCCAAUCUCCGCAACUCUGUUGCGACGAAGCCCUGAGGCGUGUGGCCUGCAACCAGAUGGUUGGACAGCCGUUGCGGCUGAUGAGGAGAUGGAGGCUGUUAGCAUGAAAGGUGCCAGCGAGGCACCUUCUGGCAAAGAUCGCGAAAUUCGAGACCUGUGGCCACAAUUUGCUUUCACUUUUUUCUAUGCCGUCAUGUUCGGCGGCAGUGAUUUUUACAUGGUGGAGAUGACCUCCGAGGCAUGGCAAGAAGAGCUUGACGUGUCCAUCUUCAUAUUUGGUCCUAUGGCUCUGACAGCAGCGGUUUCAACCCCACUUGUCGGUGAGCUCAUGGACGCAUGGAGCCGAACACAUAAACGCCUUCCAAUAGUGCUAUUGGCAGCCGCCGGCUUUGUGACGGCAAUUGCAACAUCAUGGUUGACCUGCAUUGGCAGCAGAGCUUCUGCUGUCCUAUAUGGUGUGGUUCGCGGUUCAACCACAGGAGUUUUCCAGAGCCUCCUCAGUGCCGGACUUGCAUUCACGGCGCUGGGUGUCCGUCGGGAGCAGAUUGGCCAAGUGCUGGGUUACAACCAGCUGGCGACGCUGGUUGGUACUGGUGUGGGUCCUUUCUGGUAUGGCACAUUUCGGGAUGUGUUUGGCGCAUUUCGCUUUGGCCUGCUCCUGUCAGCACUGCCUCCCUUCAUGCUGGGCAUCUUUUUUGCUGCGCAGGCGUUGGCAACCGAGCAGAAAGAAGCUGCUCCGGAUAAAGGUGACUCGCAGUCUCCAGAGAAGACAAUCUCACCCACAGCUCAGCAACAUAUGGUGCUUGGUGCAACCACCGCAGAGGCUCGCUGA